AUGAGCGCUGCCGGUUACUACAACAACCAGGGCGGCCCGCCUCCUGGGCAGUACAACUCGCCUCCUCCGCCCCAGCAGGCAUACUAUCCACCUCAGGGCGGCCCUCCUCCCCAGGGCGGAUACUACCAGCAGGGUCCCCCGAUGCAGUAUCAGCAGCAUCCGCCGCCUCAAGGCCAGCCGCAAAAACAGAGCGGUGGCGCUGGUAAAGGCUGUCUUGCUGGUCUCUUGGCCGCCUGUGCAUGCUGCAUGUGCUGUGAUUGCAUUGAGGACUGUUGCUCUUGCUUCUUGGAAUGUUAA
Messenger RNA from Pyricularia pennisetigena, 297 nucleotides. RefSeq lists its product as uncharacterized. NCBI's taxonomy places the organism in Eukaryota, Fungi, Ascomycota, Sordariomycetes, Magnaporthales, Pyriculariaceae. The transcript has 6 exons. The coding region runs from base 1 to 297 and encodes 98 amino acids. The record is from RefSeq and is a predicted model, not a curated record.